This is a messenger RNA of Cladophialophora immunda, 3403 nucleotides long. RefSeq lists its product as uncharacterized. The transcript has 3 exons. The coding region runs from base 573 to 2378 and encodes 601 amino acids. NCBI's taxonomy places the organism in Eukaryota, Fungi, Ascomycota, Eurotiomycetes, Chaetothyriales, Herpotrichiellaceae. The record is from RefSeq and is a predicted model, not a curated record.
CGGUGAUCUCUGGAUCUUUUUCCAUUCCCAAAACUUUACUUCCUGCGGGCUGACUCCAAUAAUCACAGUUCUUGCUUCUCUUCUCCAAUCCUUCUCGAUCUCUGCCUUCCCUCAUCCAGAUCCUCUUUAUCCCCUGGCGCCCGCCUCCCACGGUCCAAUCGACGAUCGCCAUCUCUGUUACCCUCGCCCUGGCCUUUGCCCGAUCCUAUUUCUUUCCUAGCUGCAGGGCGAUCCCUCCAAGGACAUAACAUACUGUACAGUCUCCCCAUGCCCGCUUAGGCAUGUUGUGGUCCCCGUCCUGGCUCUUGUCGCAUUCCGCGAGCAUGCAAUAUAUCCAAGGAUUUGCCUCCCGCGCCCGUCCCUUACGAUAAAUCAGGCGGGAAGGUACAUACGAAUAGACGGCGCCAAAACCCAAAAAAAAAGCCCUCGUCCUAGACCCUUUGGGCCAUCUUCCUUGCGCUGGCUUGCCACACGCGUCCUCUUCCUCAGCCACUGUCACCUCAAAUGUUGCCUUGCACACGCCACUCCCCCUUGCCAAAGGACCAGAAGCUGGUGAGAGAUAGGUGGAGGUGAUGGAAGGUGAUUUCUAUUCUCCAGAUGAGCCAGAUGAUGUGAAGAACAAUCCCUCCAUGGCUUCCGGCCUCCUCCUCUCCCGCGUCACCAGUGCGCCUGAACCCGGCCGUCGAGUCGCAGAUGGUCCCUUCUUGCCAUCAUUGCAUCAGACACCGCGAAAACGCGACUUGCCCAUGGAACAGUCUCACCGGCGAGGUCCUGCCGACCGAUCAUCUCCUCCUGCUAGAUACUUCUGGUCCCCAGGGAGCAUCAGUCCGCGGACGGAGCUAGAAGAGCCUCCGGACAAGCGGCCGCGAUUGGAUGAUAUACCAGAAAAGUCAGAAACAGGAGAAGAAAUGUCUAAGAGGAGGAUGUACCAUCAGACCAGCUCGUAUGUUUACCCGGGAGAGCAUCGCCCUCCCGGCCCCCCUCCAGAGGACAUUUCUCAUCAUCGAUCGUGGCGCGGAUCCUGCGGCAAUUGUUCAGAUACAGAGUCGCUGGUGCUGGAUCUCGUGCAUGGGUUCUUGGAGCUUCAGUCAGAGGUCACUCGAGCUCUGGCCAUUUCCACAGGGCGAAAGAGCCCUUUCGAGUCUAUCGGAGUCGAAGUGACUAAGCUAGGCCUCAAACAGUCUCUUACAUGGACCCUCAAUGAAGUUCGGAAUACAAGUCGCCUCAUACAGUCACAUGCGGCCACGUCGAAACCGGGGUUACCACCCCUGGCUGAUGUUGUCCCGCCCCCAUUCGUAAACGACAUACGUCGUUUAUCCAUCCAUGGGCAAUCCUCGGCGGCUCCCACAUCUAUAAAUGACCCCCGCAAGGCAUCACUCCCACCAGAUACUCCUCGGAGUGAUGAUUACCAACGUCGUCCACUUGAGCACCCAGCUGUCCAGAUGCCUCGGCCGUUCGAGCAAGGUCUUCCUCCGAUUCUCCAAGGGGAGGAGUUGAAACGAAACCCACCCUACGACCAGGCGGCUUCGGGCUCGGGGCAGUCGCCACACGCCUCGUCGUCCAGUUCAGUUUUUGGCUCUGCCCAGUCACCCAUGCAGUCUCAACCAUCCAGCCGGACGCUGCCAUCACCACCCGCAAUCCAGUUUCCGCGGACAGGGAGUUCGGAAUAUGUACAAUACUCUCCCACAACAACUCAGGCAGCCCACAAUGCUCAUCUCCAAGACCUGCAACAUCAGAUUUCGACCAAGACACUCGCGCUUCAGACUCUACAGCGGGAACACGACCAGUUGUUGGCCGCGUUUUCAAGGUCUCAGAUUCGGUGCACCGCUUUGGACAAAAAGUCGCAGGUGUCCGAUCACGAGAUCAACACCUUGACCGAGGACAAAAUCCGACUACAGCAACAGUUGGAGGUAUUGGAGACCCAAGUCCAAGAACUGGUCAAAUCACGUGACGAAGUUCAUCAGCAAUCAUCGGCAGACGGCGCACAGUGGAGACAAAUCGUGGCCAUGUCGUCGCAACUGCAACUCAAAGGGGCUGACGAAGCGCGACGGUUCAAGUUGGAGCGAGAGGGGUGGGAGAGGGAACGGGCAGCGCUGCAGAAACGAAUUGAAGAUCUCGAGUCUGGUAAGGAAAAGCUUCCCGAGACGAGGCCGGUUUCUGGUUCCACGACCCCCGUGGCAAACGAUCCCAUUCUGACUUCGGGCUCUGUUGAGGUUCUUAGAGAAGAGAUUAUCAGGCUUCGGCGCCGGUGUGUCGAAUUGGAACUAAUGCUUCAAGAGCUGGCGGGAGAGGCUGAGCAGAUCGAAAGUGCAAUUACCGCAAUGGAGAACGUUCGAAAAUCACUUACAAGCAAAAAACGCCGCACAGACGAUAGCUAGGGGAGGCAAACCGAGCCCCAAUCGAAAUAGUCAUCAAUACAGGUGGGCCUGUGGUUUUAUGCAGUGGGCAAAGUUUGGCAUAUUCUCCCUGCUGGCCCACCAACCAAUGCCGAGCCUCAAAUGGUUAUCAUGAUCCUCUCGAUCCACCGCUAGCGGAAGAGAUGCCUCUAUGGCUCCUGGAGUACAAGGGAACCAUCGGUUUUCCUUGGCGAGUCGUCGCGUUCGCCAUCUCUCAGUUUUCCCAGAAACAGGGUUGAGGACCCGAGGUGCAUACACAACGAUCUCAGGGAAGCGAGGCUGGAAUCCCUUAUUCCGUCGAGAUACGCCUUCCGGAGACGGAAGAGACAGUUUCUUGCAAGUUGCCACGAGACAUUUUCCGGAACCAGGGAACACGAUAUCGGGCCAGACUAUGGGACUGGGUGGCCAUAAGGCAAGCAGCAACUGCCCGAAGGGGGAGGAGGAUAUCAAGGGCAUCGUGGAAAGAGGGCUAGAUAAACGGCCAGCCAAUAUUACGUGGGACGUGCAACUCUGUGCAAUUACCGGUAUGCCACUUUUGGCUGGUAAUGGGGGUAUACCCGGGGGCGUUAAAAAAGAACGAGAGGCAAAUCUGUACUAUCAGCAUGAAAGGGCGGAAACCGGUUUAGCACGGCGGUCCCAUCGUUUGACGGAGCAGACAGUAAGGGGCUUCCUUGUUGGAUAAAGCAAGCAGGAUUGAUGAAAUCUCAAAUGCCUUGCAUCAAGCCUUGACUGGUGAUUGGAAGGGGAUUUCACAGGCGGCGGAGUCUCGAACCUUUGGACUAAGUUGCAUCUACGAGGUCCAUGGGCAAGGAUAGCCGGACAGAGAUGAUGCCGGGUGUGACAGAGCAGAGCCAUCAUCUGAGCUGAAUGACAAAGAACUAGGCAGGCAGGAGGCAAUGGUGCCGCCAGUUCCAUCCCAGCCAUGAGCGGGAAUGAAGCCAUGGCUAUUAUUAUGCUGCUAUGCUGUGCUAUGCUAAUGCUUGGUGACUGCGGGGAUUGACACUAGC